AGGGAGCGGGUGAAGAGACGACUGGUGUGUGCAGCUUUCCCAUGAGGAAAUGAAAAGAAGCUCAGCAAGGAAAGAGAGAGAGAGCCAAAGUGGGGAGCACGCCAGAGAAGGAAACAGACUGGCAUCCUCUCACUCCAGUCAUAUCAGAGGCGAUCCCGCUUGGGAAGUGAGGGAGGAGAGAGAGUGAGAGUGUGGUCAGUAGUUACCGCCGAUGUGCGUCCACAAACACACACACACACUCUUGCGGCAGCAGACCGCUGUGUAUUCGACUGCACUUUUGUGCGGGCAGCUGGGAUUGUUCUUGGCCCCGUCUGACCCCCUUGUCACACCUCGUGAGUGUGUGUGUGUGUGUGUGGGAGCACGAGGGUCCUGGAACGUGGACUGAGCGGAGGGGAGGGUCACUGGUUCGGGUAUCCAGACGGGUCCGAGGCAUCUGAGGAAGAGGUGGAGGGAAACAUCUGCCCCCAAAACACCUGGGUGGACAUGCACAUCAGCUUUUCUGUUGGGGGUCUCGGACUGACAUAGCCUCGGCCAAUCACAGCCUGAGUUAGAGGUGGCGGCCCAUAGGGGGCGUGAUGGCGGCCAUGCCGUUCGUCAGCGAGGGAAAGUGUGUGAGCGUGGAGUGGGACUUCCUACAGGGGCUCCUCGCCAAACCACCCACCUUACCCUGCUUGCAGAACAUGAGGAAGGAGAAGUCGCGCAAUGCAGCUCGUUCUCGGCGUGGUAAGGAGAACUUUGAGUUCUUUGAGCUGGCAAAGAUGCUUCCGCUCCCCGGGGCAAUUACCAGCCAGCUGGACAAGGCCUCAAUCAUCCGCCUCACCAUCAGUUACCUGCACAUGAGACACUUUGCCAGCCAGGGAGACCCACCCUGGAGCCCUCUACUGGAGGGAGAGAACAACUGCAACAAGAUGCGAAUAACAAGUCAUUCGCUGGUUAAUGACAUAUUUGAACAGCACCUGGGAGCUCAUCUACUACAGUCUCUGGAUGGAUUUGUGUUUGUGGUCAGUCAGGAAGGCCGAUUUCUGUAUAUCUCAGAGACUGUGUCCAUCUACCUUGGCCUUUCACAGGUUGAGUUGACUGGCAGUAGCGUGUUCGAUUACAUCCACCCUGCGGAUCAUGUUGAGAUGGCGGAGCAUCUUGGCAUUAGGCCACACCUCCGGGCAGAGGCAGGAUGUCAAACGUCCCACGAAAGCGUUUCAAGCUCCGCCUCCACAUCCUCACUGGCCGGCACUCCAGAACCAGCACUAUCUAGUCCCCGUUCUUCAGUCAGUGAGUUCUCAGAACGUGGCUUCUUUAUCAGGAUGAAAUCCACCCUCACCAAGCGUGGCAUCCACAUUAAAUCCUCGGGCUAUAAAGUAAUUCAUGUGACAGGUCGGAUUCGGUGUCGGCCAGCUCUGGUGCCAGGUUCCUCCCGCGGCUUGCAUCGACCAAUGGGAUUGGUCGCUCUGGCUCACACACUUCCACCUUCCACACUCAAUGAGGUGCGCAUGGAAAGUCACAUGUUUGUCUUCAGAGUCAACAUGGACCUGCAGGUCACCUACUGUGAGAACAGGAUUUCAGAGUAUAUGGACCUAAGCCCAGCUGAGGUGGUUGGAUGUACCUGCUACCACUUCAUCCAUGCAGAAGACCUGGACACCAUCAGGCAGAGCCAUGAAGACUUGCUGCGGAAAGGGCAGGUUGUGACCGGGUACUAUCGAUGGCUGCAGAGGAGAGGAGGCUAUCUGUGGAUUCAGUCCUGUGCCACUGUGUCCAUUAACCACAAAGCGCCCCAUGAGCGUAACAUCAUCUGGGUCAACUAUGUGCUCAGUCGCCCAGAGCUGGCAGACAUGCCUCUGGACUUAUUACAACUCCCAGAGAGCCUAAGGGCAGAGCGGCUUCAAACAAGCUCCUCCCCACACAACACCUCUCCAAAGGCACAAGGCUCAACAGGGACACAGCCAUUGAAAGGCAGGACCGAGACAGACCUCAAGGGGAAGGAAACCUUCUCACACACUGCUGCCAGCCAAUCAAAGAACACCAGGAAGAGAUCACACCAGUCUGAUGCUGAAAGCGGUCCUCCUGAGGUGAGGAGGCAGAUGGAGGUGUUCCGGCAGAGAGAGGACAGCCCACGUACCUCCUCAGACCAAGCCAGUGACAGCGAUGUGGACGAGGAUGAUGAGAGGGAGAACAAGUGGAACCACAACCUCACCAGCAAACGGGUGAAGAGAGAAGAGAGGCCAUUGAAACAAGGCAAUGGGGCCAAUGGAGCAAUUAAAAUCCACAAUGGCCGUGCAGUGAUCCAGCAUCUUAAGAGUGUGGUGACCAGUUCAGGGUCGAAUAUUAAGACUGAACAAGAAGUGAUGGGAACAAGUGUAGGCCCGGGUUCUGGGAGGCACUGGAGCCAAGCUCAGCCCAGCAGUGGAAGAACCAAUGGCAGCAGUCCCCCUUCCCAUCCUCAAAAUUCCACCCCGACAGAAGCUUCAUCCAAGGGUCUGUUCAACCCCCCCUCCCCGACCCUGUCGCCAACCAUCCCUGCCUCAUCCCUGCCCAGAGAUGAUCGGUCUAUCCACGGAGGGCGCGCUCCGGACUUUGAACUACUGCAGAGACUGACUGCAAGUGGGACUGCAGGACAUGUUCUCUUUCAUCCCUUGGCUAUUGGCCCACAGGGGCCCCAGAGUCUCUAUGCUUCCAGCACUAUUCGUUAUGCCCCACCUGAAAUGCCAACAGCUCAUGCUGAAGGGCACUGCUCAGACCAUGUGGCCAAAACUGCUUUCUUUCCCCACUUGCAAAGGAUUGCAUCUCUGCCUUCCUUUAAUGGUUUUUCUCCAGCUGAACCCAUUUUUCCUCCACCUCUGCCCUUUUGUAUGAACGGACUGAGGGGGGCAACGGGUACAGAUGAGGAUUGAGGGACAAAGACAAAGUGAAUGAGAGGUGGAAGAGGUUGUAAAGGACAUUGCACAACAUAGAGAAGGAACUGCAGAAGAAUUUGAGUUUUUUCAAACAGUCUUCCUAGCAUCCUCUCCAGACUUUUCUCGGUUAAUUUGUUAGUGUGUCUUCCUCUCUCUGGACAAGCAGUCAAAGCCAUAAUGAACAUAUGAAAGACAUCAUGCAAUGUACACAAAGGGGCCAACAUUGAGGCCUAAACCACUGGAAAUACAGGUCCAUCAUGUGAAAGGAGAGCUAAUGACGUUGUUCUGGAUCCUUUGAUAAGGGUUGCAUACAAAUGUCCUCUUUGACUCCUAGGGAGAUGGGCCCACCCAUAUACAUAUUUUUUCCAAGUCCCCAUGGAUUUAAGAAACCACACAGGAAUAUGCAAGUAUGGACAAAAGCAGAAUGGCCAAAUAAGACAUUCCUAAAGAAACAAUACAUAAAGCACAGUCCAGAGGUCCCUGACUGACAGAGGGGUCUAACUGAAAAUAAAAAUUAGAACUUUUGAACGGUGUAGUAUUUUCAUUUUUGUAUUAAAAAAGAAUUGUCUUUAAACAUCUAAAAAAUAAUAAUUCAGGGUCAUAGCCAUAUAUAGAUAACGCUGAGUUGAGAGACUCCAUACAUGCAAAUGCUCCAGAAUAUUUUUUUUUUUCACAAGUCAUGAGCAAAUAUCAUGGACUAAUCUUCCUAAAAGACAUUUGGGGUGUUUUGGGGGAUGGUGGGGAGGGUGGUGGUAGUUAAGUGUGUAAAAUUUGUCAUGUAUCAUGUCCAAGCACUUAUAGUGUAUUGUUGCAUACACGUAGCACUACAUCCAUGGUCAGACAUUCUAAUUCUCCUCCUGGAAAAAACAAAAUAAUUAGUUUUACAGUAGUAGUGCAAGAAAU
Messenger RNA from Carassius carassius (crucian carp), 3791 nucleotides. RefSeq names its product neuronal PAS domain protein 1 (gene npas1). Gene Ontology annotation, biological process: regulation of transcription by RNA polymerase II. The transcript is spliced from 12 exons. Lineage: Eukaryota; Metazoa; Chordata; Actinopteri; Cypriniformes; Cyprinidae. The record is from RefSeq and is a predicted model, not a curated record. The coding region runs from base 576 to 2885 and encodes 769 amino acids. Gene Ontology annotation, molecular function: RNA polymerase II transcription regulatory region sequence-specific DNA binding; protein dimerization activity; DNA-binding transcription factor activity, RNA polymerase II-specific.